AUGUCUCUAAAUCGAGUCUCAUAUCUUGAAUCGUGGGGUCAAACUCGGCCAUUGUCGCGUCAGCAUCAGGGCCAAGAAGAUGGCGAUUCUGACUCUGAGGACGGGCGCCAUCUCGACCUCCCGGAGGAAUCACUUUCAUCUUCGUUUCAGUCAACGUACAGCUAUCGUCUAAAUUUCAAUCCGUAUGCUGGACCCGGUUGGAACCAGCCUCCCGGAGAAGGCGCCCAUGAAGAGCUCACUUCCCGUCAUGAGACUCCUAUGAUGAUCCCCAAGCUGAAACAGCCGGAUGAGAAUGAGAAUGGCGGACAUGAUCCACAGGAUACGCCCUCAAAAUUGCCGGAUGAAGCCUAUCCAUUGCAAACCACUGGAGCGUUCGAAGUCGGUACCACGAGACGAAUCUGCCAGGUAAUUAUCGCAGUCAUCUAUUGCUUCCUCGCAGCAGGAGUUGUGUUCGGGUUUGCGGCAUUGAAACCUGUCUUGAUUCGGGAAGGGGUCUAUCGCAAUCUGUGUUCGCGCGACGAGCUCUCUAAAAAUCAGGAAGUCUGCUACGGACAGGAGCUGCGCCUGAAUCUCAUGUUCACCGUUGCCGCCGUGGCGACCAACGUAUCCGCCUUGCCAGUUGGCACUAUCCUCGACACAUACGGUCCUCGCGUCUGUGGUAUCAUUGGCAGCAUAUGUCUCACUUUGGGCGCUUUGCUCUUCAGUUUCGCUGCCAAUCUCCCCUUUGAUGCAUACAUUCCUGGAUACCUUUUUCUGUCGCUCGGAGGCCCCUUCAUCUUCAUCUCGUCAUUCCACCUGUCCAACACAUUCCCCACUCGCUCUGGGUUGAUCCUAUCCACGCUCACAGGUGCAUUUGAUGCGUCCAGCGCCUUGUUUCUAGUCUUCCGACUCAUCAACGAGCGCACCAAUGGAUCAUUCACCACCCACAAGUUCUUCAUGGUUUAUCUCAUCGUUCCCGCCUUCAUCCUCGCCGCGCAACUUCUCAUCAUGCCAGCCACAUCCUACAAAACAGCCGGCGAGCUAGUCCAACAAGCAGAAGCCUACAUCGCUGACGAAGCCAACGACCGCGUCGACGAGCACCUCACCAAUCGCUCCGAAGGCGAGCGCCAGCGCAACGACCGCCGCGUGCACCGCCAAGAAGUCGUCAGCAAGAUCCAAGAUCUCUUAGGCGACAGCAACACCGACGCCGCCCCCGUUCUCGAUGAACCCUCUCGAACCACUCACCCUCCUCAGAACGAACCCCAAGACCGCAUCGUCGGCAAAACCCCACCCCACAACACCACCGCCGGCGGCGUCUGGGGCGCUCUCCACGGCCGCUCCGCUCUCCAACAAAUCACCACACCCUGGUUCGUGCUCAUCACCAUCUUCACGAUCCUCCAGAUGCUCCGCAUCAACUACUUCGUCGCCUCCAUCCGCGCACAAUACGACUACCUCCUCUCCCCAGCCCUCUCCAAACACCUAAACAGCGUCUUCGACAUCCUCCUCCCCCUCGGCGGCCUCCUCUCCGUCCCCUUCAUCGGAACCAUCCUCGACACCCUGGCAACCCCCCACGUCCUCCUCCUCCUCGCAUCCACCGCCACCCUCAUCGGCAUCCUAGGCUGCAUCCCCCACAGCCUCCCCGCCGGCUACGCCAACAUCGCCCUCUUCGUCAUCUACAGACCCUUCUACUACACCGCUGUCUCCGACUACGCGGCCCGGGUCUUCGGCUUCCAGACCUUCGGCAAGGUCUACGGGCUGAUCAUCUGUCUAGCCGGCCUAGGCAAUUUCCUCCAGGCAGGGCUCGACGCGCUGACCUUUAAGCUUUUCGGCCGUAAUCCGGUGCCGGUUAAUCUCGUGCUGACGGUGCUGACGGGUGUGGUUGGCGCCGCGUUGGCGGGGUUCGUCUGGUGGAAGGCGAAGCGGAUGGCUGCGUCUGCGGCUGGUAGGGCGGAGAGCGCGAUGGCGCAGAGUGAGCGGGGCAGUCGAUGUCGGUCAGAUGCUGUGGAUUACACGGGCGUGGCGACGAGGGAUUGGGAGCGGGAACCGCUGCUGCGUCAUGGCCCGCAGCAUUUGGGGCGGCAUGGGGAGGCGUCGUCGUAUGGGAUUUCGAGCGCACCGUGA
Messenger RNA from Aspergillus thermomutatus, 2100 nucleotides. RefSeq names its product putative MFS transporter Fmp42. Gene Ontology annotation, biological process: transmembrane transport. Gene Ontology annotation, molecular function: transmembrane transporter activity. The transcript has 3 exons. The record is from RefSeq and is a predicted model, not a curated record. Gene Ontology annotation, cellular component: fungal-type vacuole membrane. Bases 1 to 2100 code for a protein of 699 amino acids. Lineage: Eukaryota; Fungi; Ascomycota; Eurotiomycetes; Eurotiales; Aspergillaceae.